Brassica napus (rape) is the source of this 1374-nucleotide messenger RNA. RefSeq lists its product as uncharacterized. The record is from RefSeq and is a predicted model, not a curated record. The transcript has 2 exons. Lineage: Eukaryota; Viridiplantae; Streptophyta; Magnoliopsida; Brassicales; Brassicaceae. The coding region runs from base 1 to 1374 and encodes 457 amino acids.
AUGGAUAAUCAUUUUCUUGUCUCUCCUCAUAGCCCUGGAGGUGGCGGGUUAGCACUCCUAUGGUCACAAGAAGUUGACAUCUCCAUCCUCGCGCAAUCCCACAAAUUUCUGGAUACUGUUCUCAAGUUCAAAGGAGCAAACUUCUCCAUUACUUUCGUUUAUGGUGAACCAGAGGUAGCAAGGCGGCAGUUAGUCUGGGAUGCCUUAUCGCACCUAGCUGCGGACAGGUCGAGCCCAUGGCUCUUAACCAGAGAUUUCAAUGAGAUUAUCGACAACACAGAGAAGUCAGGGGGUCAUGUUCAAUCGGAACGAUCCUUUUCGGCUUUCCGGGAGUUCCUUGCCUACAAUGAUCUGUUUGAUCUACGCCAUACAGGAAACUGCCUAUCAGGAGGGGUCGGAGAGGGUCGUAGCCACUACCUUAGGUUCCAUGGUUCCGGCCAUAGACCCAUCUACUCAACUUUCGACGCCACAAGGAAAAGGCAUAGGAAGAUCUUUCGCUAUGAUCGAAGACUAAAGGACAUUGAGGAAGUCAAAGAGCUCAUUGAGUCUACUUGGAAUGCAUCACCUGAGGCUACUGUAGCUCACCGCCUUGCAGCUUGCCGAAGGGCGAUUGCCAGAUGGAGUAGAGAGCACCAUACUAAUAGCUGCAAAGCGAUCGUGUCUCUACAGACCAGAAUUGAUGAAGCGAUGACCGGUAAUGCCCCCGGCGACACCAUCUCAGACUUUAACAAACAACUACUAGAAGCCUACAAAGCGGAAGAAGUGUUUUGGAAGCAAAGGAGUAGGCUGCUGUGGCUAACACUAGGAGAUAAGAACACCGGCUUCUUCCACGCUGGCUCAAAAGGACGGAAAACACGCAAUCGCAUUACCAUGUUAGAAGAUCCUAUGGGGCAGUCGGCAUACGAAGAAGAGCAGAUAGCAGAGGAAAUUGCUCGUUAUUUUGAUGACAUCUUCAGAUCAAUAGGCUCAGAUGGGGAAGCAGUAAUUGAAAGAGCCCUUUCUCGACAAAUAACUCCGGAGACCAACCAAGCUCUUACUACCAUCCCAACGCCACUGGAGGUGAAGAAGGCCCUCUUUGCGAUACACCCUGACAAAGCUCCAGGCCCCGGCGGCUUCUCAGCUUCUUUCUUUCAGGCCAAUUGGACUGCAGUAGGACCAGCUAUUGUUGAGGAAGUUCGACAAUUUUUCAUCACAGGAAGAAUGCCGGAGACGAUCAACAUGACUCACGUGCGCCUCAUCCCUAAGAACCAGAACGCGUUGAAGGUCUCGGAUUAUAGGCCCAUUGCCUUGUGCAAUGUGUACUACAAGAUCAUCUCAAAGAUCUUGUCACUCCGCCUGAGACCAGUCCUAGGCAGCAUAAUCUCUGAGAAAUAG